This is a messenger RNA of Neltuma alba, 854 nucleotides long. RefSeq names its product transcription factor SCREAM2-like. Gene Ontology annotation, molecular function: DNA-binding transcription factor activity; sequence-specific DNA binding. Bases 122 to 598 code for a protein of 158 amino acids. Gene Ontology annotation, cellular component: nucleus. Gene Ontology annotation, biological process: regulation of DNA-templated transcription. The transcript has 4 exons. The record is from RefSeq and is a predicted model, not a curated record. NCBI's taxonomy places the organism in Eukaryota, Viridiplantae, Streptophyta, Magnoliopsida, Fabales, Fabaceae.
CUCUUUUAAAGGAUCGCAGGACUGGGCAGAGUUCAAAGCAAAAAAAAGGCUUGAGAUCAGAUAAAAAGAUCAAAGCAAGAAAGGGAGGGGGAGAGGGAGGGAGAGAAUUAGAGAAAACAAUAUGGUUUCUAAAGAGCAUAGCCACAAGAGAGCAGUGCUGCAUGAGAAGCUUCAACUCCUUCGUUCUAUUACUGACUCUCAUGCUCUAAACCGAACCGCGAUCAUAAUGGAUGCCUCGAAGUACAUUGCAGAGCUAAAGCAGAAGGUAGAGAGACUAAAUCAUGACAUAUCCACUGCGCAGACUUCAAGUGACCAAAAUCCCGAACCAAGGGUGACGGUAGAAACCCUAGGAAAGGGAUUCCUUGUAGAUGUGUUUGCAGCGAGGAGUUGCCCGGGUCUGCUGGUAUCCAUAUUGGAAGCCUUUGAAGGGAUGGGUUUGAAUGUGCUGGAAGCUAGGGUUUCUUGUACAGACACUUUCCGAUUUCAAGCGGUUGGAGGAGAAGAGGAAGAAGGGUUGAAUAUGGAUGAAGAGGCAGUCAAACAAGCAGUGGGACAGGCGAUAGAGAAAUGGAGAGGAAGUAGCAGUGAUGAACAGUGAUCAUCAUGCGUGCAGCCUUUAACAGACGCUUCGCCCAAUAUAUUCUGUUGAUCGAUCAUGAAAGAAAUCAAGGCUUCGUACAGCUUGCGCUGUGCUUUUAUAUAUAUUCACUAUUCAAACACGCACCCCCUCUUUCAUCACAUUCAUGAGUACUGCAGCUGCCGUCUGGCGAUACCCCUAAUAAUUAGACGUACUCCUUUAAUUUUUUUUUUUUGGGUCGUAAUAUAAACUCACUAAUUACACUCCUUAACCUUUA